UCUAAAACAAAAUCAAGAGACCUUCUCGUGGCAUGUAAACAAACUUUACAGAGAAACUUCAAAGGAAGGAACAAAUCGGAGCUCGGGGUUAACCCUUCGAAAUUAAAAUAUGACGCAAUUAAAUAAUUAUCGGAGCAGGAUACAUAAUUACUUGUAUUUAUGUCUUUUGUUCUUAUAUUUGUCAUUUACUGGCGCAGAAGAUUAUCAGAAAAAGGAAAGGAGAGCUGAAUGGACUCCAAUUUCGUUAAAAGUAGAAACAGUUAAUACCGACAUGUGUACUGUAGAUAAAAAAAUGAGUGUAAAAUAUGGUGAAAAAGCAAUAGAAUGCGGGAAAAAUUAUAAUAUCAGUAAAUUUACAUACCCGCCGAGUGUCGUGCUUGAUCGAGCUAACGUGAAUCAGUAUUACACAAUGAUUAUGUUAGAUCCCGACGCCCCAAGCCGCGAUAAUCCAACUCAACGAAGUUGGCUGCACUGGUUAGUUGUUAACAUUCAGGACGCAGACAUAGAAAACAGUUUCACCGCAGUUGAAUAUAAUCCGCCCACGCCACCAGCAGGAUCUGGAAAGCAUCGUUAUAUAUUCCUGCUGUUAAAGCAGUUCGAAAAGCAAAAAGAAUACAUACCAAUAACCGAGAGAGGAAACUUUGAUUUAGAUGACUACGCUAACGAAUAUAAACUAACAAGCCUAUCUGGUUUUACAUUUUUCACAACAGAAAAAGAUAAUAAUUAAGCCUUCGAAUAUGCAAAGACAACCCCUCAUUUUCUGUUAGAUCUAUGCGCUAAAUUUCUCUUUAAAUUUUUUAGUGUAAUUAGUUUCCAUUAACAAUAAUGGUAAAAUAUUGCUGAAAUUUUUA
This is a messenger RNA of Hydractinia symbiolongicarpus, 851 nucleotides long. RefSeq names its product protein D2-like. NCBI's taxonomy places the organism in Eukaryota, Metazoa, Cnidaria, Hydrozoa, Anthoathecata, Hydractiniidae. The coding region runs from base 110 to 727 and encodes 205 amino acids. The record is from RefSeq and is a predicted model, not a curated record. The transcript is spliced from 4 exons.